UGUAACGCGGGAAAAGCCGAAGCGGGGACCGCGGCGGCAGGUUGUUAUUCUCGGGGACUCGGCGCCUCGCGUCCCGUUUUCCUGUCAGCAACGCAGCUGCAGCUUGAUCGUCCGGAGCCGCCUGCCAUGAGCCGGCGGCUGUGAGGCGCUGAGACGUAGCAGCGCGGGCGAGCAAGGCAAGCGCGGGCCGCCGAGAGCGCGAGGGCUGCAGACGAGCCAGCAUGAUCCGCGGCGCCCCGGCACCCAUGGCGGAGCCGCCGCCGGUCAUCUUCUGCCACGACUCCCCAAAGCGCGUACUGGUAUCGGUCAUCAGGACCACGCCGGCAACGCCUCCGUGCAGCAGCGUGGGGGAGCCCGAGCCGCCGCCGCCGCUCGUCCCCACUAGCCCCGGCUUCAGCGACUUCAUGGUGUACCCGUGGCGCUGGGGUGAGAACGCGCAUAACGUGACGCUCAGCCCGGGGGCGGCGGGCGGCGUCGUUUCGGCCGGACUGCCCGUGGCGGCUGAACUCCCGACGCUGCGGGGUGCGCCCCCGUCCUCCGCCUCGGUGGCCGCCGCGUCGGGCGGGGAGGACGAGGAGGAGGCGAGCAGCCCAGACAGCGGCCACCUCAAGGAUGGAAUCCGACGUGGAAGGCCCAGAGCAGACACUGUUCGGGAUUUAAUAAAUGAAGGAGAACAUUCAUCUAGCAGGAUUCGCUGUAACAUCUGUAACAGGGUAUUUCCGAGGGAGAAGUCACUCCAGGCUCACAAAAGGACUCAUACAGGUGAGAGACCUUACCUGUGUGACUAUCCAGACUGUGGAAAAGCCUUUGUUCAAAGUGGACAGCUCAAAACCCACCAACGUCUUCACACCGGAGAGAAGCCUUUUGUCUGUUCAGAAAACGGGUGCCUAAGCAGAUUCACCCAUGCAAACCGCCAUUGUCCAAAGCACCCUUAUGCCCGGCUGAAGAGAGAAGAGCCAACGGACACACUCAGCAAACACCAGUCUACGGACAACAAGGCUGCUGCUGAGUGGCUGGCAAAGUACUGGGAGAUGAGAGAGCAACGCACCCCCACCCUAAAAGGCAAGCUAGUUCAGAAGGCUGAUCAGGAGCAGCAAGACCCUCUGGAGUACCUCCAGUCUGAUGAGGAAGACGAUGAAAAGAGUGGCGCCCAGCGCCGGCUGCAGGAGCAACGGGAAAGGCUGCAUGGGGCCCUGGCACUCAUUGAGCUGGCCAAUCUGACAGGGGCACCACUCCGCCAGUAGCCCCCACACUGACUAUUCACUGUACAAAAGUACUGCCCAGCAUACUUACAAAGUAGAUCCUUGGGCAUAAGCUAAGCACCUUAUUUGCUUAUCAUAGGCUGCUAUUCUGUAGAAACUUAUGAAGAAUGUUGUUGCCUCAGAUGGGGUGAGAGAGAAUUGCACUUUUUUUUUAUACAGAAAUAGAUUUGAUGUAAAGUUUAAAAUAUUUUGUAAAUAUGGACUGCAGUUACAGGGUAGAAGCUACAAGUUGUGGGAAGCUAGGUUUUGCAAGUUUAAUGCAUUCAUUGGAAGCAGUUCUCACAGGAAGCACUUUGUGAAUAAGACAUUUGUGUGAAAAAACAGAUUGGUACAAAUAGCCAAAGAAGGUUGAAAUAGAUUAUUUAUAAGAUCAUUUUUAACAGUGUAUGUUAGUAUGUGUGACAGUACUGUAAACACUGAAGCAGAGCAGUGUGAGACAUAUGUAUAAAAUACAUAUUUUUAAAUUGCAAAAUAGCAUGGCCAAUAAGUCCAGAGAAAUGGGAGGCCAACUAUUUGGAAAGAUGAUAUGAUAUAAGUUAUGGACUUGGAAGAAAAAAGGUAUUUGAGGCUCUUGGUAAGAUGGGUACUAGUUUUUAAAAUUGGUAUAAAAUGGUAUAAGAUUAUCCCAUCUUCCUGGGCAUUUUAACUCACUGUAAUGCUGAUGCUUAAAAAGCGCUCGUCACUCGGCUUGUUGACUGGGGACUUUUGCACAUUGCUCAGCUGCUGGACCUGAGUGAUUAAUCUUGCAAAGUCUAUGUAACCUGGCAACUGGUGCAUGUAUAUGUACACCAGUGAGAUCUAUUAUGGGCCCUGUAAUGAGAUUGGCACUUGUGUUUGUAUUAAUAAAAGGGACAUCUGCAGGGUUGUUUUGUAGUGAAAUGUUUUAGGUCUUUUGAUAGUAAACACUAAAUUUUAAUUGUUCUGCUUGUUUAGCGUUAUUAGUGGAUGGAAGCCUCCAUAUUUAUAUUUUCAGUGCAUAUUGCCACCUUUCUGCUUCACUUCAGAAUAACAUGCCAAGCUAUUUUGUGUUCACUAAAUUUAGCUAUCAGUUAAACACUUGAGUAAAUAUUGGCUACUCAAAUAUGCAGGCUUCUGAGAUAGUUUUAGCUGCAAGUGUCUUGUCUGGUGGUUCAAAACCAUUUUCUCCAAAUAGAUGAAGUUAUUGAGCAUGUUGUGUACUAAGGCAUGAAUAGAAUUCUAGGGGCCGAGCAGCCACCUCUUUUAUGGAGUCAAGAAUCUAUCACUUGAGCUUUUGUUAAAAGGUGAAUGAAAUUAUAUGCAGAGCAUAGUGACUCAUAGACUCCUUAAUUGGAGACUUCAAAGUAAUGGGAGGAAAGAUGGGCUCCUCCGUCCCUUUUUUUU
Molecule: messenger RNA, 2624 nt
Organism: Mus pahari (shrew mouse)
Lineage: Eukaryota; Metazoa; Chordata; Mammalia; Rodentia; Muridae
Gene: Znf367
Product: zinc finger protein 367
Exons: 5
Coding region: 222-1244 (340 amino acids)
Biological process (GO): homophilic cell-cell adhesion
Cellular component (GO): cell-cell junction
Molecular function (GO): ionotropic glutamate receptor binding
Source: RefSeq, a predicted model, not a curated record